AUGGAUGCUCUCUAUCAUGUACUCAGCACUCGUCAGGCUUCUACCAAUGCCAACGACGACCAGAACAUCGGAUCAAGCAGGAAGAGCUCUCCUUCAUUAUCAGGCCUGGUCUCAACCCUGGUGCCGACUCUCAUCAUCGCUGUCGUCUAUUUCGGUAUUUUCUUGGUUUUGCGCAGGAAAUUCCCCCGGCAAUAUGCGCCUCGAACAUAUCUGGGCGCUCUGCGUCCGCAAGAAAGAACUCCAGCACCCCCCAAUUCUCUCCUUGGCUGGAUUCCGUUCAUGAGAAAGCUACCCGAUGAGUAUGUCCUCCAGCACAACUCCCUCGACGGCUAUUUCCUGCUGCGCUAUCUGAAAAUGUCUAUUAUCAUCUGCCUCAUUGGCUGUCUGGUGACCUGGCCCAUCUUGUUCCCUGUCAAUGCCACUGGUAACGGUGGCCAAACCCAGCUCAACAUCCUCAGUUUCAGCAACGUGACAGACAAGAACCGGUAUCUGGCCCACACUUUCAUCGCCUGCAUAUUCAUCAGCUUGGUGUUCUUUCUCGUAACCCGAGAAAUGAUCUACUAUAUCAACUUACGACAGGCGUACCUUUUGUCUCCACUAUACGCUUCAAGGAUCUCUUCUCGUACCGUGCUCUUCCAGGCUGUCCCGAAUGAGUACGCCAAUGAAGCAAAGAUCCGCCGCAUGUUUGGGGACGAGUUGAAGAACGUCUGGGUCGCCGCAGACGCCAAGAAGCUGGAAGACAUGGUCGAAGAUCGCCACAAAAUAUGCAUCAAACUAGAAACCGCCGAGACAAAAUUGAUCAAACUCGCGAAUGACGCACGGCUGAAGCGCCUGAAAGGCCAGCAACAGACUGCAGAGCCACCCAUGAUUAAUGAGGACGAAGAAUAUGGAGCCGAGUCUGGUGCCGCCGCUGCUCGAUGGGUUGGUCCGAAGCAGCGACCUACCCACCGUUUGAAACCGUUGCUUGGCAAGAAAGUCGACACAAUCAACUGGUGUCGAGAAGAGAUUGCGAGGCUCAACCCACUGAUCGACGUGGAACAGGAGAAAUAUCGUGCCGGUGAAGCGUUACCCAGGAAUGCUGUCUUUGUCGAGUUCUGGAAUCAGACGCAGGCUCAAAGCGCCUUCCAAAUGGUUACGCAUCACCAGCCUCUGCACAUGUCGCCGCGAGUCGUUGGCCUCAGCCCCGAAGAAAUUGUCUGGUCUAACUUGGGUAUUACGUGGAAAACUAUCGCCAUUCGCAACAUCAUCGCUCUGGCCAUAGUCACAGCCCUGAUUAUCUUCUGGUCAAUCCCGGUCGCAUUUGUAGGCUCUGUUUCGCAGAUUACCUACCUGACCGAGGUAGCACCGUGGCUGAGUUUCAUCAACAAGUGUCCCAAGGUCAUUCUCGGCGUUAUCACCAACCUAUUGCCUGUCAUCAUGUUGUCGAUUUUGAUGUCGCUGGUCCCUGUCAUCAUGCGAUUCAUGGGCAAAUUCGCUGGCAGGCCAACCCUCUCGUUGAUUGAACUGUUUUGCCAGGAGUCCUACUUCUGGUUCCAACUGAUACAGGUCUUCCUGGUCACCACCAUGACCAGCGCAGCCAGCGCGGCAGUGCCUCAGAUAAUUAAGCAACCAGGAUCCAUAACGACGUUGUUGGCCCAGAAUCUACCAUUGGCGUCGAACUUUUACAUUUCGUACUUUAUCCUCCAGGGACUUGUCUUUUCGUCGGGUCAAUUACUCCGGAUUGUGGGCUUAAUAUUGUUCAACGCCCUUUCAAAGAUCCUGGACAAGACUCCGCGGAAAAUGUACAAUCGAUGGUCGAGCUUGUCUUCGGUGGGUUGGGGCAAUGUAUUCCCUGUUGUUGAAUUGAUGACUGUCAUUUCGAUAGCUUACGCUCCGAUUGCACCGCUCAUGCUUGGAUUUGCUCUCAUCGGACAGGCCCUCUUUUACUUCGCUUAUCGAUACAACCUUCUCUUCGUCGACAGUUCCGUCAUUGACACCAAGGGACUUGUCUACGCCAAAGCGCUUCAGCACACACUUGUUGGUUGCUACCUAGCAGCAAUCUGCCUCAUUGGCCUGUUUGGCAUCAGAGCAGCUCCCGCUCCAUUGGUCAUCAUGAUCAUCUUCUUGAUCUUGAUGGUUCUUUACCAUAUCUCUCUCACCUCAGCCAUCCAUCCGCUCUUGCACUACCUCCCUCGCUCUCUCGAAGCUGAAGAAGCCGCGCUACUCUCCACCGAAUCAGCGAUCAUGACCGGUUCCGAGACUCAGACACCGAGAUCCAAGAACUCCCGACACUCCAAAAACGGCACAGAAGAGCUCCUCUCGUCUAAAGAGCCCUUCCCUGCCGCCAACUCUGUCCGCAAACCGGGCAUGAUGGCCAUGCUGAAACGUUUCUUCCGCCCUGACAUCUACGCGUCGUAUCGCAUUUUACGAAACCUCGUACCCCAAGAGUUUGCCGAAAUACGCUAUUCUCCCGAGACUGAGAGAGACGCAUAUCAAGACCCGGCGGUCAACGCUGUUGCGCCAUUGCUUUGGGUCCCCAGGGAUGUCAUGGGUGUCAGUAGGCAAGAGUGCUUGCAUACAAAUAAAGUGACUCCGAUGACGGACGAAGGGGCCGGUUUCGACGAGAAGGGCAAGAUUCGCUGGGAUGAAGACGAGACUGGAGGCAGGGCGCCGAUCUUCGAAGAGAAGAUCUACUACUGA
Molecule: messenger RNA, 2679 nt
Organism: Cladophialophora yegresii CBS 114405
Lineage: Eukaryota; Fungi; Ascomycota; Eurotiomycetes; Chaetothyriales; Herpotrichiellaceae
Exons: 3
Coding region: 1-2679 (892 amino acids)
Cellular component (GO): plasma membrane
Molecular function (GO): calcium-activated cation channel activity
Source: RefSeq, a predicted model, not a curated record